Gallus gallus (chicken) is the source of this 2255-nucleotide messenger RNA. It is a transcript of the gene GRSF1, whose product is annotated as G-rich RNA sequence binding factor 1. Gene Ontology annotation, molecular function: RNA binding. The record is from RefSeq and is a predicted model, not a curated record. Gene Ontology annotation, biological process: regulation of RNA splicing. Gene Ontology annotation, cellular component: ribonucleoprotein complex; nucleoplasm. NCBI's taxonomy places the organism in Eukaryota, Metazoa, Chordata, Aves, Galliformes, Phasianidae. Bases 20 to 1255 code for a protein of 411 amino acids. The transcript has 10 exons.
GUCACCUCUCCGCCCGCCGAUGAUGGCCGCCGCCGUCGCUCGUCGCGGCGUGGCCGCGUUGCUGCUGGGCCGCCGCCCGUGGCCGCUGCCGCCCUGCCUGCGCCCGCCGUGCGCCCGCCGCCGCCUCCUCAGCGCCGCCGCCUCCCUCGGGCCGGGAGCGCCGCAAGCCGCGGCCCCGCUCUUCGCCGCCGCGCGCCGCUACAGCCAGGUUAUCGACUCGCCGACACAGGAAGGGCAGCUCGCGGAGCAGGACCCGGAGCCUCCCAAGGAAGAGAAUGAGGACUCCGUGUUUCUGAUCAGGGCGCAUGGCUUCCCCUUCGCGUGCACCAAGAAGGAGAUGAUGGCCUUCUUUGAUAGCUGUAAGAUUCGGAACGGUGAGAAUGGCAUACACUUCCUCCUAAACAGGGAUGGGAGGCGCAGGGGAGACGCCCUGAUCGAGCUCGAGUCAAAAGCAGAUGUCCAGAAAGCAUUGGAAAAGAACUUGAGAUACAUGGGCACGCGCUACGUGAAAGUUCACGAGAUACACGAUAAAGAUGUAGAUGGCUUACUGCAGAGCCUGCGGUAUGAGUCGGAAGUCAUGAGCGAUGGAGUCGUACUACUCAGAGGCCUUCCGUUCGACUCCACAGAGGAUGACAUUGCAGAUUUUUUUGCAGGUUUGAGGAUAACUGACAUGACCUUUGUUUAUCGGGGAGAAAGAAAAACGGGAGAAGCUUAUGUACAGUUUGCAGCUCCGGAAAUGGUAGCUAAAGCCCUACUAAGGCAUAAGGAGUACAUGGAGAAUAGAUAUAUAGAAGUAUACAUAAGUACAAAGCGUGAAAUGCAGAGGCAUUUGUCUCUUCGCAAGGAGAUGAUAAGACUGAGAAGAGAGCUUGGAUCCACUGCAGAAGAAAGGGAGUUGGAUUACACCAGAGGCUCCAGCGCCGAAAGAGAGAAGGAAGUGGCUAGCGAAGCAGCAGAAAGCUCUGGGCUUUCUUCACAAUCUGGGAGCAUCUUAUCAUCACUACGCACCGUCCACGUGAGGGGUUUUCCUCCCCAGGUUAGCGCCCAAGACAUAGUAGAUUUUUUUGCUCCUCUGAAGCCCACAAGGAUCCUAAUAGAAUACAACUCUGAUGGAGUUGCCACAGGAGAAGCUGACGUGCAUUUUGAGAGCUACGACGAUGCAGUCGCUGCAAUGGCUAAGGAGAGGGCACAGCUGCAGUUUGGUACUGUUGAAGUAUUCCUGAAGGAACGUCCAAAGGCUGCAGGACACCGCUAGUGACAGUGGCAAGAUCUCAGAUUUGGUCAAAGCGAACGCAUUCCUGGGGUACAAAGAAAGAUGGAGUAUGAGAGUUGCUGCUCAAUUACAAGGAUAAGCUGUAUAAAAUGCCAUUUGGAUUUAUGUAACAGCAUGUAAUAAAGCGUGUUGAUAUGCCAUAGAAAGAUUGUCUGUCACAGAGGUAGAAAAAGCUGUAAUGGAGGAAUAGCUAAUGCUGCGGGACAAAGCAGUUCUUAAGCUGCACAGUGGUAACAAAGUAUUAACAAAACACCAGUGUAGACAAUUAACAACAGACAAGUGAUCUAAGAUCCCAAUACAGAGAAGGCAGUAGGCAUAGCUUAUUCCCUGUCCUUCCUGCCACUUAUCUUUAAUUUAUUUGUUGGCAUCUGCUCCUAGAUUUGAAAUACUUUCAGAGCCAUAGCCAAAGCAGAAGAGAAAGACCACUCAGGAUGCAGGAUCCAGAGGAGAACAUCUUUAUUAUUGCAUGUAGAACAAAAUUAAUAUCAGAAAAACUGCUUUCUGCUCCUCCCAGUCCAAAUGUCCAGGUGUAAACCCAAAAAUCCAGCAUUACCACCAGUACAUGUGCAAAUGUGCCUUGAACAUUUGCAGCAUCAUAAAGCAUAACCAGUACUUAAAAGCAGAGCCCUUCACUGAGUCAAAGAAAUCAGGAAGGAGUUGUGUGUGAACACAGACAGCUGACAUCAUCUCCUUACACCUUUCCAAAUGCCAGUUUUAAUUACAGCAACCAGAGCCCUAUUUUGAAGGAUUUUCAGCUGCCUCUGUAAAGGGCUGUUCGCAUACUAUAACUGUAAAGGACCUGCUCAAGAACUGUCCUGUUUACUACAUAAAGAAAGAUCAUCUCAGCCUUCACUUCAAGCAAGAAUUGCAGCAGCCACUCCUGCUGGACAGUGGAAAGCUAUGUAGAGGUCACAGAUAAACUGUCACUUCAGAGCUGUGAAAUUGCUCGGAUGUACCAGCAUUAAAAGUUACUUCACAGUAA